AUGGAAACCACUGGCAAAGAGCUGCCGGGAAUCGUCCCAGUGGAAUCCGUGACGAUAAAGCUGUCCCCCGGGAAGCUAUCGGAGUUCCGGAAUCUCCUAGAUACACGGUAUCGCGCUCGUCGUGACAUGACGAAAAGGUACUCCCCGUCCAUUCCCAUCCCAAAGGCCGAACCAAUAACGCCCAACAGACUGAAGGCGCUCGUACUGGCUAGCAGCCGGAUCCAAAUGCUAAUUGACGAGCAAUCCUCUGGUGACAAGAGUAAGAAGGCACUAAAAGCGACGAUCGCACAACUGCUGGACGAGAUCGGGUUGGCUGAAAAUCUGCCCGUCAUUCGUGCGCUCGGCACGGUGCUGAAUGGUAUCUUCGACCGGAUCUACAGCGGGCUGUACGUGAACGAGGUGAAGCUGGAACAGUUCAGGUCCCGAUUCGGACGGCAAACGAUGCUGUACCUGCCGAGCCAUCGUAGCUACGGUGACUUCAUCCUGAUGUCGUACGUGUUGUUCUGCUACAAUAUCGCCAUCCCGGGCAUUGCGGCCGGCAUGGACUUCUACUGGAUGGCAGGCAUGGGCAGGGCACUGCGUAACACCGGCGCGUUCUACAUGCGGCGUACAUACGGGGACGAUCGGCAGUACUGGUACGUGUUCCGGGAGUACAUGCGGCAGUUGGUCGUGGCGUACGAGCGUGGGGUGGAGUUUUUCAUCGAGGGAACGCGCAGCCGGAGCAACAAAGCACUGACGCCUAAGAUCGGGCUUCUGUCGAUGGCACUGGAACCGCUGUUCAUGGGUGAGAUUCCCGACCUGAUGAUUGUUCCGGUAAGCGUAUCGUACGAUCGGCCGGUCGAGGAAAAGCUGUUUAUGUACGAGCUGCUGGGAGUGCCGAAACCGAGAGAAACGACCCGAGGUUUACUGAAAGCACUCAGCAUAAUGCGGGAAAACUUCGGCAACAUUUACUUAGAGUUCGGUGAUCCGCUGUCGGCGAAGGAUUACUUCGGGGACAGAUUGAACCGCACCCGACACACGGUCGAACCGACCUUUGCGCAGGUGCUUGCCAAAGACGAGAGAGAUGCCAUUCAAAAUUUAGCCAACGACGUCGUACACCUGCAGCAGCACCGCAUGGUACUCAUGACAUUCCACCUGAUCGCACUGUACUACAACUACCGUAAGUACCACGGUCGUACGGUGGAUCUCAAUGAGCUGGUGGAAGGUGUCUCGAUGCUGGCCAAGAUGUUCGAGGAUCUCGGUGCCCUCACCGAGGUGGAGGGUUGCCAAAACGUGGAACAACAGUGCCUAGCAGCGCUCAAUGUACACCGCAACAUCCUGCAACUAACGAGCGAUCGAGUGUUGGUGAUUGUCCAAUCGCACCAUGAUUUUAGUCGUGUGGACAAACGCAAGCUGAAGGGUUACAAUCUCACAGAAGGCGUAAUGAAGCUAGCGGUACCAAUAUUUUCCCUUCAGCUGUACUGCAACCCGUGUCUGCACUGGCUUGCCGUUCCUGCAAUGGUAGUGUUAGCCGAGCGCACCAUUAGAUCCACCAAAGCAUCCGAUACAGCGCGAGACGUUAUUUGGCGAUCGGAGCUGCUGCGCAUUGUGCGGGAAUUGAGGCUGCUGUUUAGCCUCGAGUUCGUUCUCUAUACCAACCGAGAAACGGUUGAGUUUGACGCGGCUCUUGAGCAUCUGUUCCGGCAAGGGCUCCUCGCAACGGAUGUGCUAACGAACCACUUCUCCAGUAGGCCGCAGUUCACCGAAAAAGAGUACCUUGCCACGGUUCAGCAACACGUCGAGCAAAAAUUAUUGCACCAAGAGCGGAACGUCCACCCGUACUGUCUGUCGCUGGACAGCAUCAGUCUCGCAUUGCAUUCUUUAGUCACACUUGGUGCAGUAGGCAAGUCUAAGAUAGAUGACGAAUAUCGGUACGAACUUGCCACGAGCGGCAUAACCGGAUCAAUCAACGACCAACUACGGAGUUUCUGUGAGCUGUUACCCUUCGAGUACCUCACAUUCCAGAGCGUGGUGACCGGUAGUAAGCUGUAA
This is a messenger RNA of Anopheles nili, 2031 nucleotides long. It is a transcript of the gene Dhap-at, whose product is annotated as dihydroxyacetone phosphate acyltransferase. NCBI's taxonomy places the organism in Eukaryota, Metazoa, Arthropoda, Insecta, Diptera, Culicidae. Gene Ontology annotation, cellular component: peroxisomal membrane; mitochondrial membrane. The coding region runs from base 1 to 2031 and encodes 676 amino acids. Gene Ontology annotation, biological process: ether lipid biosynthetic process. Gene Ontology annotation, molecular function: glycerone-phosphate O-acyltransferase activity. The transcript is spliced from 4 exons. The record is from RefSeq and is a predicted model, not a curated record.